Chara braunii is the source of this 4192-nucleotide messenger RNA. The record is from the annotation of a GenBank genome assembly. NCBI's taxonomy places the organism in Eukaryota, Viridiplantae, Streptophyta, Charophyceae, Charales, Characeae.
GCACGGCCAACACAUCUAGCUCAGUUGGGACUUGUCGAUUGAUAGAGCAGUCACGUUUUCACUCCAGGGGCGGACCAUGUCGAUCGAUAAGGAAGGCGCCAUCCAUGGCAUCACGCGUUGUGACAUCCAUGGCAGCACGACUGCAUUCUCCCGCCUCUUACAUUGAUCGGCAAGCUAAUCAUAUUGCUACACUGCGGCAGCCGCCAUGGCCAAAUCUCAACGAAGGUCAGGAGGGUGAGAGAAGGCCUCCGCUGAGGUCCAUGGAUCGUUUUUUUAUCCGGAGAGAGAAAGAAGAAAGAAAACCCUCGCUCCGUCUCAGAUUGGCUAUGGCGAACGCGGUACGGAUCACGCUCUCCUCCUCCUCCUCCUCCUCCUCCGCCUCCUGGCUCUGCCAUCACUGUUACCACCACCAUUCUCGCAAUCGCGACUCUUCUUUGAGCUCUGCUUUCUCAUCAUCCGGGAGAAAAACGUUUUUCUGCCGGGGCUGCCACUCUCUCUCGUCGUCUUCCUCGUUUUCUUCGUCGGCUUCCAGUCGCCAUAGCCGGCUUCUUCAGAUCCCCGCCGCCGCCGCCAGCGGCCGGAUCGUCUCUGCUUCCGCAUUGUACAGCGUCGGCGGCGGCGACGACGAUUUCGCCGUUGUCUGCCGCUGCUUGAUCUCGGCGUCGGUGGCACGCGUCGGCUUGCGAAGCGCUGGGUCGCGGUCGCGGUCGCGGUCGCGGUCGCGGCUUCCCACGGCUGCAGUCGCGUCGGGAUGGGCACGCGCACGGUGGUGCUGCCGGCUCUGUGACCGAGCCGCUGCCGCUGCCGCUGCUGUCGCGGCGGACCGUCGCUGCAGCUGCUGGCGAUGCGCUGGUCCUUCGUCGGGUUUUCGACCCGUUUUCCACUUUAGGAAAGGUGGCCGCGAAUUUUCUAGUCGAUCCAAUAAUGACCGGUCAGCUGUGCCGUCUUUCGUCUCGCGAGAUCACGGCGAUGGCGGACGGGAGAGCGAAGAGAAACGGUGUGGAGAGGGAGAGGAGUGGGGAGACAGAGUGGAGGUGAUGGCAUCAUCUGGGAAUCGCAAGGAGGGAGAGGUUGCGGGGAAGGAGGGGGUUGAUUGGAAGGAGGGUUCAAUCUUUGCCGUCGUAGAUCGGCAGCAGCAACUGGAUCGCCAUGUGGCAAACGAUGAGCGAUCCUACGUGGAGCACUUUGCACCCCCCGAUGAGGAGGAGCUUGGAGGCGGGAAUCGAGGUGUCGUCGAAGGGUUGGCCAGAUUAACCAGCGUCUCGAGUCCAUCAAAAGAUGAGAAGGAAGAGGAGGAGAAGGAGUGGGGGGGAAGAGUUACUGAAGGCCUGCUGGGGAACCCUACAAGAGGCGUAAGAUCGACGGAGACUGAGGACGAGAUGACAAGGAGAAGACGCAUAGAGAGUGAGCGGGAAGCGGAGCAGAGAGAGGAGCAGGAAGAGCACAGCGGGGAGGAGAUCCCUCUCGAAGAGCAAUUGCGCCGAAGAUUGGACAAGUUGAGGGGUCUCGUUGCCCAUCACGGCUAUCUAUAUCACACUUUGGAUCGGCCUGUGCUAAGUGAUGAUGCUUACGACUCCCUGGUAAAGGAACUGCGUGACCUUGAAGCAGAGUUGAAGGAUCAGGAUUCUCCACGUGAUGAAUUGGUAAGGAGAUCGCUCACAUGGACAUACAUUGAUGAUGCUUACGACUCCCUGGUAAAGGAACUGCGUGACCUUGAAGCAGAGUUGAAGGAUCAGGAUUCUCCACGUGAUGAAUUGGUGGGUGCCCCUCCAUUGCAGUCCCUGCCAAAGGUGAAGCACACAGUACCUAUGCUUAGUCUGGCAGCAGUGCAUAGUGAGACCGAGCUUCGUGCAUGGCACAAGCGGUUGAUGGAAAGAAUAAACUCGCUGAAGGUUGCGGCAGACUUUGAAGUGUGGAAAGCCGGAGCACAAGACGAGGAGGCGGCGGCAUGUUUAAAACAGGUGGCAUGGGUUGUGGAACCUAAGAUUGAUGGCUUGGCAGUGAACCUGAGCUACAGAGGCGGCAAGCUAGUUCAGGCAGCGACUCGAGGUGAUGGCGUGACAGGAGAGGAUGUUACCAGGAAUGCAAGAUCCAUUCCCUCCAUCCCUCGUGUGAUCUUUGACGAGACAGCCAUGUCUUCAGUGGUAAACCCAGAGGGAGAUGAAGCACUACCAAAGGAAAUGGAUGUUCGAGGGGAAGUCUACAUGUGCUUGGAUGAUUUCCAGGAGCUGAACGCGUUGCAGAUCCUAGCAGGAAUGCCAGGGUUUUCCAAUCCCCGCAAUGCGGCGGCCGGUUCUUUGCGGCUGCAGGAUGCAGAGGCUUCUUCACAGCGGCGGUUGAAGUUCAUGGCGUACAGGGCAAUCAUUCAUGUUCUUCACGAGAAUGGGCGACUGGAAUCAGAUGCAGAUGUCACGAGGAGAGAAGAAAGUGGCAGUCAAGGUCAAGGAUCAGGUGAACCUGGAUGUGUUUUCGACACAUCGGCUGCUGACAUCCGAUUUUCUAGCCAGUGGGCAGCGCUGCAACUGCUCAAGAAGCUUGGAUUCCCAGUGAACGAUCACAACCGUCUGUUCGCCGACUUCGAUUCUGCUGUACAGUUCGCGAAAGAGUGGCGGGAAAAGAGGGCAGAACUUGACUAUGAUAUUGAUGGAAUUGUCUUUAAAGUUGAUGAUGCUGAUCUUCAAGAAGCAUUAGGCACAUCCAGACGGGAACCGAGAUGGGCAGUGGCAUGGAAGUUUCCGGCGACAGAAGCAUUGACGACGCUGAAGGGAAUCAAGCUGGCAGUGGGAAGGUCGGGACAUGUCAUUCCUGUCGCAGAUCUUGAGCCAGUUGAAGUUGGUGGAGUUGUCAUCGCGAAGGCUACGCUACACAACUGCAGGUUUGUAGAGAAACUGGGACUCUGCAUUGGAGAUCGCGUUGUUCUGCGCCGUGCUGGUGAUGUCAUUCCACAGGUGGUUAGUGCGCUCCCGGAUCUUCGCAGUGAGCAUGCCACUGCCUGGAAACCACCUACGCAGUGCCCAGGUUGCAGCGGCCCUCUGUCACUCAUCUCUGAAAGAGAACCACAAACAGUAUGCAAUAAUGUUCAUUGUCCGGCACGCCAGAAUCGGCAACUGGAGCAUUUCGCAAAGAUGUUAUUUUAUGGGCUCGGCUCAAAGAGGGUUCAGAAACUUCUCAAGGAAGGACUGGUUGUGGACUGUGCUGAUUUUUACAGUCUGAGUGCAGACACACUCGCAGCUGUCGAUGGCCUUGGCAAGAAGCAAGCUUCAAAUCUCAUCCAGUCCAUUGAGAAGAGCAAGCAGAUAAGCAUGGGCAAACUUGUGGCUGCUUUGGGAAUUCCUCUGGUUGGAAAGGAUGCGGCAAGUCUCCUUGAGGGAGAGUUCCACGACAUCGAGGAUUUGGCGAAGGCGUCGUUGGAACAACUUCAACGGGUUCCUGGCAUUGGAAGUGUGAGAGCCUUAUCUAUACGGAACUGGUUCAGUAAUCCGGCGAACGCUGAUCUUCUUCGUAGACUGAUCGAGGCUGGGGUGUCCAGAUCAGGGAAGCCUUGGCGCUCGCAGCAACAGCUGGCUGAGGCAGACAGAUCAGCUGGGAUUGGGACUGGGAUUGGGGUGAGGGUGAGGAUGGGGCUUGCUGAUGAGGAGGGUGAGCUGGCGGAUAGUACAAUCAGUUUGUCAGAGAGAGGAUCCGCAGAGCACUCUGGAAUUUUUCGAUUGUUGGAUGACCAACUUCGGCAUAGUGAAGUUGGCGAGAAAUGGAAACGGAAUUUGGAUCAAGGAGAAAACGAGGUCGGUAGUUCCGGGAGAACGAUGCCAGACGGCAAUACGUCGGAAUACGACAGAGGUCCUCUGCACAGAGGAGUGCAGAGCUCGAAAGGAACGCAAGACAUUUUGCGCGGUAUGGUUGUUGUGGUCAGUGGGAAAUUCACGAGUCGUAAACGAGAAGAGAUCAAGCAGUUAGUGGCGACAUUUGGGGGAAAACUGCGGAAAUCGAUAUCCACGAAGACAACAAUGCUUGUUGCAGGCAAUGACGCAGGACCUACAAAGCUAAGGAAGGCAAAGCAGCUUGGAAUCUCUCUAGUCACAGAAGAGUCCUUCCUGAAGAUGCUUGGGUUGAACUGAAACUGAUCAUCCCCCCAGUCCAUCUUUCAACAAUCCUGGUAGACUACUAACCACCGCAGCAACCACCAUUCCCUAUU